AUGUCCACAGCUUCCGGAGGCAGAUCUCACCGUGCUACUUCGUCGACGGUAGAUUCAGACUUGAUUCUACUUCGGAGAGCGUCUUCUACGUCCAAACCCGCCGUCUCCGGCUCCGAUAUCGAGAGUAUCUCGCCAGAACCCAUGAAGGGUUCACCCGCAAUCGCCCCAAUGACGCAAAGCCAGAGAUCUCGAUACCUGAAAACAGGUGGAAUACUCGGGUUUCUAAUAUUCUUAAUAUAUGUCCUCUCGCCCUCUUCACAGCCGCAGCGUCUCCCCACCACCGGGCCAGAUUCGUCGAUGAAAUGUACGAAACCCCACGACGCCUCCAAGCCCCUCAUCCAGUAUGCGUUGAUGAUCGAUGCUGGUAGCACUGGUUCAAGAAUCCAUGUAUACCGUUUCAACAACUGUGGCCCGACUCCGGCUCUGGAGAACGAGGAGUUUAAGAUGACUGAGAAGAAGGAGGGUGGCUCCGGGCUCAGUUCAUACCGCGAAGACGCUGAAGGCGCCGCUAAGAGUCUUGAUCCCCUGAUGGAAGUUGCCUUGAAGGCCGUUCCGGAAGAAUACCGAUCCUGUUCUCCCGUUGCCGUCAAAGCAACCGCUGGACUACGAAUGCUAGGCGCAGAAAUGAGUGACAAGAUCUUGAAAGCCGUUAGAACACGCUUGGAAACCGUCUAUCCGUUCCCAGUGGUCUCAGAAAAACAAGGUGGAGUUGAGAUCAUGGAGGGUAAGGAUGAAGGUGUCUAUGCCUGGAUUACGACAAACUACCUGCUUGGAAACAUCGGAUCACCAGAGGAGACCCCAACUGCCGCAAUCUUCGACCUCGGAGGUGGUUCUACCCAGAUCGUUUUCCAGCCUACCUUCAAGGGCAAGGGACCGGAUGGUCUCCCCGAAAAGAUGCCCGAGGGAGAUCACAUUUAUUCUCUCAAGUUCGGCGGUAGAGAUUUCACUCUUUACCAGCACUCUCAUCUCGGAUACGGUCUAAUGGCCGCCAGAAAAGCGAUCCAUCGUCACCUCAUCGAAGCCAAGCAUGAACUGAGCCCCAACGACAAAGGCUGGCUUAGCCAGAAAGUGGUCAAUCCAUGUAUCGUUCCUGGAAUGUCCCGCAGUGUCAACGUUACUCUCAGCGACGGCCAUGACCUAGGCAAGGAAGUCGAAGUACUCAUGGUCGGCCCCAAAGAUCCCUCAGCUGCGCAAUGCCGAAAUGUGGCCGAGAAGAUCCUCAAGAAGGACGCAGAGUGCAACCUUGCCCCUUGCUCGUUCAACGGAAUCCAUCAACCCUCUCUACGCAAGACCUUCGCUCAAGAGGAUAUUUUCAUCUUCUCUUACUUCUACGACCGCACUUUCCCCUUGGGAAUGCCCGACUCGUUCACCCUCCAUGACCUUCAUGAGUUAACGUCAACUGUCUGUGGAGGUGAAGCCAGCUGGGGCGUUUUCCAGCCAAACAGCACGGCCAUGAAAGAGCUCAUCGACCGUCCCGAGUACUGCUUGGACCUUAACUUCAUGCUCGCGCUUUUGCAUACCGGCUAUGAAAUGCCUCUCCACAGAGAAGUCAAGACCGCCAAGAAGAUUGACGGAAACGAACUUGGAUGGUGCCUAGGUGCCAGUCUUCCUCUCCUCAGCAAGAACUCUGGAUGGGAAUGCCGCAUCAAGCAGAUUAAUUAA
Arthroderma uncinatum is the source of this 1662-nucleotide messenger RNA. Its product is annotated as guanosine-diphosphatase. Gene Ontology annotation, molecular function: GDP phosphatase activity; UDP phosphatase activity. The record is from RefSeq and is a predicted model, not a curated record. Gene Ontology annotation, cellular component: Golgi apparatus; membrane. The transcript has 2 exons. Lineage: Eukaryota; Fungi; Ascomycota; Eurotiomycetes; Onygenales; Arthrodermataceae. The coding region runs from base 1 to 1662 and encodes 553 amino acids. Gene Ontology annotation, biological process: protein N-linked glycosylation; nucleoside diphosphate catabolic process.